GCGUGCGCAUCUAUAUUGCGCAACAGUCGGCAGGACAGACGAAGAGUCCACAGUACACGCGGUCAGACCAUAGUGAGCGCUGCUCCAGUUCGCCCAGUCAUUCAUUACGCGUUUUGCGAGACUCCAUCAUCUCCCAUCUGUACUAGCCGCAUCCCUGAAGCAGCGAUGUUUUCCUGCAGAGCAGCCUGGCAGAGGUGCGGUCCAUUGGUGAGGAGGGCAGCCUUCAGGGGCCCAAAGGACGUUGUUCAGCGGCGGCAGAUGUCGACUGUGCCCGGGGGCUCUGGGGAGAACAUAGUCUAUGCUCUGCUAUGUGGUGGAGCGUUCGUAGGCUCCCUCGCGUAUGUGUAUAGCACCCUGUCGUCCGACCAUACCCGGUACAAUGACCGUGUGGAACAGAUCCAAGCUAGACCUAAGACGGACUGGGUGCCCAAACCAUGGCCACCAAAGAGUCAAGUGUCAGAUAUUCCCUUUUUUAAGAUUGAUUCUGUUCAAUUACAAAUGCUUGUGAUUCUAAGAUUUGACUCUUUAAGUCGCCAUGUAAUUGCAUGUUUUAUAUCCAUGCUGGGCCCUUUUUUCUUUUUAUUAUCUAGAGUGAACGCCUCCACUCAAACCAGGACUAACCCCUCCGCCGUCUCCUUGGUUUCAGGUGAGGAGGAGGAGGAGGAGGAAGCGGCCGCUGAGGAAGAAGCCGCCGAGGAAGAAGCCGUCGAGGUAGAAGCCGUCGAGGUAGAAGCCGUCAAGGUAGAAGCUGAGGCUGCUGCGGAGGUGGAGGCACCUGUAGACGUGGUGGUGGAGGAGGAGGCUCCUGGGGAAGACGCGGUGGUGGAGGCUCCCGUGGCCGAGGUGGUCGCCGAGGUGGUCGCCGAAGUCGCCGAGGUGGUCGCCGAGGUGGUGGUCGAGGCCGCAGAGGCGGUGGUCGAGGCCGCACAGGAGGUGGCGGCGGUGGCAGAGGAGGUGGCGCAGGUGGCCGAAGCCGUGGAGGAGGCGGCCCAGGCGCUGACGGAGCCGGCGGCGGCCGAGACGGAGAACAACGUGCUGGCAGCUGCCUCUACGACUGAGGCACUAAGGGUGGCUGAGGUAAUCGACGCAACCCUACCUGUGGAAGAGCCUGUCUCUGUUAAAGCUGCGCCAGUGGAAGUGGAGGCCCCGGCGCCAGUGGAAGAGGCCCCGGCCCCAGUGGAAGUGGAGGCCCCAGUGGAAGUGGAGGCCCCAGUGGAAGUGGAGGCCCCGGCGCCAGUGGAAGAGGCCCCGGCCCCAGUGGAAGAGGCCCCGGCCCCAGUGGAAGUGGAGGCCCCUGUGCCAGUGGAAGUGGAGGCCCCUGCGGAAGUGGAAGUGGAGGCCCCUGUGCCAGUGGAAGUGGAGGCCCCUGCGGAAGUGGAAGUGGAGGCCCCUGUGCCAGUGGAAGUUAAGGCCCCUGUGCCAGUGGAAGUUGAGGCCCCAGUGGAAGUGGAGGCCCCGGCGCCAGUGGAAGUUGAGGCCCCUGUGCCAGUGGAAGUGGAGGCCCCUGUGCCAGUGGAAGUUGAGGCCCCAGUGGAAGUGGAGGCCCCAGUGGAAGUGGAGGCCCCUGCGCCUGUGGAAGUGGAGGCCCCUGCGGAAGUGGAGGCCCCUGCGGAAGUGGAGGCCCCUGCGCCUGUGGAAGUGGAGGCCCCAGUGGAAGUGGAGGCCCCAGUGGAAGUGGAGGCCCCAGCGCCUGCUGAAGCUGCGCCAGUGGAAGAGGCUGCACCGUCUUCAGAAGUCGUCGCUGCUGAAGCGGCGUCAGCGGAGGCCGAGGCCUCGGUGGAAGACGGUGCCCCAGAAGCGUCUUGUCCGGUGUCCCAGGCCCGGGCCGACGAGCCCCAGAGGGAGUACAUCGUCGUCGUGCUGGAGGGAGCGCCCAAGAGCGAGAAAAACCCCAAAGUACUUGGUGUGGGGCCGGCGACUGGAAGACUCAUCCCGGCGCCAGACGACGACGCUCCCUCUGAGAGCCAAGAGAGAGUGCUUCUAAGGAUGCAAAUGCAGUAGAUCUUGCGAGAGUAAAUUAAUCAACAAAGACUCCCUCCGUGCAGAAUGACCGAAAGGAUGUGCCUUUUUCAAUCCUAUGUUCUUACCUCCAAUAACAGUGUUUGCAAUAAAAAUAUAAAGUUGUUUUUUUUUUUAACUCAAAGAAACUGCUCAAGCAACUUUAUCAAAAUGUAUUGUGCAACAAUGAGCCAUCGAAAUGACUAUUAACCUCACGGCACUUUAACAAUUAUUCAUGUAGCUGCAUGCCAACCAAUACUGAAGCCCUACAUUACUGUGCUCAUGGAAAACGUUCCAUGUUUCACACAACGGAUAAACAGUUUUGGGCCUUGGUACUUUCACUCCACUUGUGAUACUCAACAGAAGGGAUAAAUGGGAGAAAUAGUCCCUCAACGAAAAUCAUGUUUUUCUUUAAAGAUUGUUUUUUUAAAUCCCAGUAGUUAAUUCACUUUUAUGAUGUGGUACAUAUAUUCAAUGAAAUGGUCUGUAAAGGGAAGGUGCCCGUGUUUCUGAAUGUUGAUGGACAUUACUGACAUUAGGCACUUCUACACACAGCGAUGGAAGACUUGGCUAGACAUGGGUUGACCAGGAUAUACAUGCAGACCUUGUUAUUGGCAAAUAUUUGUUAUUGUCUUGAAGGAAUAAAUGCAGUUUAUGGUUAUUAAGAGGUAAAUUGGAUGCUGGUAAGCCAAUUCAUGUUUGAAUUGGAGAUGAUGUUAUGAAAUAGUGACUUUAUAAGGUGUUUGUGUUUAGUGUCAAACAAUGGAAUAGGUGCUUGAGGAGUAGAGUUCUUGCUAUGUUACAUUCGACAGCUAACUAAAUAUGGUAUUGAUCUGAAAAUGUCUGUUUCAAAUAUGUUUUUUCAGCUAUCUUUUCCUUCCGAUUACUCCAUUUGCUUGUGUUUGCUUAUACUUAAAAACACAGAUCAGGAAGAGUGAAGAUGAGGAACAGGAGCAUAUUGAAUAAUGGCUAUUCUGCACAUUUUUUCUUCUGUUAUGGUUUACAGAGGUGAUCAUCCUGAAAGCUUUUGUGUAGGUUUAAAUGUGAAUGUGAAUAAAAAGGUAAAACGAAUAUAAUGGUAUGUUUUUUU
Messenger RNA from Gadus chalcogrammus (walleye pollock), 3088 nucleotides. It is a transcript of the gene mgarpa, whose product is annotated as mitochondria localized glutamic acid rich protein a. The transcript has 8 exons. Lineage: Eukaryota; Metazoa; Chordata; Actinopteri; Gadiformes; Gadidae. Gene Ontology annotation, cellular component: mitochondrion. Bases 166 to 2001 code for a protein of 611 amino acids. The record is from RefSeq and is a predicted model, not a curated record. Gene Ontology annotation, biological process: anterograde axonal transport.